Molecule: messenger RNA, 2241 nt
Organism: Protopterus annectens (West African lungfish)
Lineage: Eukaryota; Metazoa; Chordata; Ceratodontiformes; Protopteridae
Gene: GNG8
Product: G protein subunit gamma 8
Exons: 3
Coding region: 785-997 (70 amino acids)
Biological process (GO): G protein-coupled receptor signaling pathway
Cellular component (GO): heterotrimeric G-protein complex
Molecular function (GO): G-protein beta-subunit binding
Source: RefSeq, a predicted model, not a curated record
GAAGGGUUUUAUUAUAUUCAUCAUUAGGGUAUCCAAGAUAAACACAAAGUGUGAUAUGAGAAAAGGAACACAUUGGGCUGUAAGAAUAAUAGAAGAAUGACUUUUGCAGUGAAAAUAAAAAUAAGACUCAAAGGAAUCCACAAAUUUAUUUUGAAAAAUAAUUGAAAAAAAUUUUUUAAAUUGGAUUAAUCCAUAAAUGUGCUAACACUAUUUGUAUGCUUUUGGUCAUGUUUUAAUUUUGUAAAAAAGUACUGCCUGUUUGAAAACAAAAAGAAAUUUUUAUAUAUCUCAAUAACAUUCAAUAUACCUCUUUAUUAUUAUUCCUACCAUCUGUUGCUUAGUGCUGUUAACCAGAAUCUGAGCAGUUUGACGUGGAAAGGUUUAGUAGCUUUAUUUACAAGUCUAAGACUGUUUCAAGAAACAGCUAACCAGCUAUACAAAAUAUAUUUUGCUAAAGGCAAUUAAAACCACAUUUGAUAGGCAAACAAUAAAACAUUCUGUAAAGACCAAUGACAAGGAAAUAAAGUCUGAAAAAAUGGAGAGAAGGUAUAUGAAAAAAACAAACAAAAAAAAAAAAAAACAAAUUGUAUUUCCGUUAGUGUGAGUGACAGAAGGCAGAGUGACAGUAGGUGGGGCUUUUAAUGUGCAGAGCAUCUCAGGAGAGCCAUGCUGAUUGCAAGGACUGCUGUGACUGAUCACAGUAUCAAAUACCUACUUCAGCAGAAGGGAUAACAAAGAAACACUGCAAUCAGCUAACGGGUGAAACUAUUAAUCAAAGAGAAGAAUGUCCAACAACAUGGCUAAAAUUGCAGAGGCUCGCAAAGCAGUAGAACAGCUUAAACUGGAGGUGAACAUAGACAGAAUGAAGGUAUCUAAAGCAGCAGCUGAACUGUUGGCGUACUGUGAUGCACAUGCAAAAGAAGAUCCACUUGUGACACCUGUGCCUUCCUCAGAGAAUCCUUUUCGUGAGAAGAAGUUGUUUUGUGUCCUUCUUUAACUGUUUGUCUUGCAGAGACAAGCUAGGAAGUCAAACAGCCCAGUACAUUAUGCUACAUUUUUGACUAUUCUCUGUGCAGCACUAUGGCAAUGAAGCAUAGAUAAAACCUAGAGAAUCAGCUUAUUCCAGUGACCACUACCCCUAGCAUUUUGGUUAUAAAUCUGUAUUUUGUUUCAACGCACUAAAUAUUUACUUUCAAAAAUUACAGUGGUCCAUGGAGAAGACAAUAUAUGGUUUUAUAUACAGCUCACUCAAUAUGUAAAACAAAUCUGACUGGGUUCUUUAAUGUAACUUUUUAAUAUUUUAUAUGAACAAUGGUAAUUAGCAUACUUCUAAGUAGCAUACGUGAUAAGCGCUGUCUGGAAAUGUGUGUGAAUAUCACAUAUGUUCAAUAAUCUAGAAAAUCUUUUUGCUGGAGUUUUAUUCACAUUAAAUCAUAUUUGUGCAUUUAUGAUACAAAAGACCUUCUCUGUAUAUGUGUUUAAGAAUAGAAAUGUUUUAGGAAAUAUGCUGUUGUCUCACCCAAAAGUUUGCAUUAAAAAGAUCCAUAUUAGGGUGUACAUACUGGAGAACUAAUAGUGAAUCCUUCACAUUCAGUUACUUGAUGGUAUUUGUAUCUACUAUACUGAGCUGUUUCAUGUAUGAGUUCAAACUGGACAUUUCAUUUCUCUGAUAUGUAAUGUUUAUCUCUCAUUAUGCUUCAAAUGGGGGAAAAAGAACAAUUAUUUUGCCUGUAGCAGGCCAAUUAGUCUAUUCAUCAAAGAAGACAAAAGUAUAUACACAUACACACAUACUUUUUCUUGCCUGAUAUGACCUUAUAUAGUCAGAAUAAUGACAAGAACUGUACAGAACUUCAGAGGGUACCAGAGCACUGUGUGCAUUCAAAGUAGUUUUUGAUAUAGUGCUAUUGUUUACUGAAUUUUCUUACUAUGAAGACAUCACAUACAGCCUUCAUUUUAAAAAUGCUUAAAGAAAUUAUUCUCUCCUUUUAACAUCAUUGAGUUGUUUCAAAUAUCUGAAAACAAAGUACCCAACAGUUAUAAAGAGCAAUUUUAAUUUACCAAGUGUUAAAAAUAAUGUAGUUUACCUUCUGGAAUUAUUAACUGUUUUUCAUUAUGUAAUGCCCAAAACAGAAAUAAACAGCUGCAGUCGAUACUACUAUUUAUGGUCACAUUUAUUACCCUUUUCCAUUGCAUUGCUUUCCCUGUAUUCUCAGAUAAUUGUUAGUUUCACUUCCAUACCCU